This is a messenger RNA of Jatropha curcas, 1178 nucleotides long. RefSeq names its product strigolactones hydrolase CXE15. Lineage: Eukaryota; Viridiplantae; Streptophyta; Magnoliopsida; Malpighiales; Euphorbiaceae. Gene Ontology annotation, molecular function: hydrolase activity. The record is from RefSeq and is a predicted model, not a curated record.
CUUUCUUUGUUGUUUCUUUCUUUCUUUCCUUCCUUUGCCUUCUAUAUUUCAUCCCCCAAAUGCUUCAUUUUUCCCUCACUAACACCCACAAAAAUGUCUGACUCUGCUCCUUAUGAGGUGGAUGAAUGCAGAGGAGUCCUUCGCGUUUACAGCGACGGCUCUAUCUGGCGUUCUACUGAGCCAAGCUUUAAGGUUCCUGUGCAUGACGAUGGUUCUGUUCUAUGGAAAGAUGUCCUUUUUGAUCCUUUGCAUAAUCUUCACCUCCGCCUCUACAAGCCAGCUUCACCUUCUUCUUCCGCUAAGCUACCAAUCUUUUAUUACAUCCAUGGCGGCGGUUUUUGCAUUGGUUCUCGAACUUGGCCUAACUGUCAAAACUACUGCUUUAAGCUUGCUUUGGAGCUUCAAGCUGUGAUAAUUUCUCCAGACUACCGAUUAGCGCCAGAAAACCGGCUUCCGGCUGCUAUUGAGGACGGGUUCAUGGCUGUGAAAUGGCUUCAAGCUCAGGCUCUGGCCGAGGCGGCGGAUUCGUGGCUGACUGAGGCGGCAGAUUUUGGUAAGGUUUUUAUUUCUGGUGAUUCCGCCGGUGGGAAUAUUGGUCAUAAUUUGGCUGUUCAGCUUGGGGCUGGUUCGCCGGAUUUGGCUCCUGUUCGGGUGAGGGGUUAUGUGCUUUUGGCUCCGUUUUUCGGUGGGACUGUUUGGUCUAAAUCAGAAGCUGAAGGACCAAAAGAUGCUUUCCUCAAUUUGGAGCUCAUUGACAGGUUUUGGAGACUAUCCAUUCCCAUAGGGGAUACAACUGAUCAUCCUUUAGUGAACCCAUUUGGACCACAAAGCAAGAGUCUUGAAGCAGUAGAACUUGAUCCAAUCUUAGUAGUGAUGGGAGGAAGUGAUCUGCUGAGAGAUCGAGCCAAGGAUUAUGCAGAGAGACUGAAAGCUUGGGGAAAGAAGAUCGAAUACAUUGAGUUUGAAGAACAACAACAUGGGUUUUUCACCAUUGAUCCUAACUCAGAACCAGCAAGCAAGUUGAUGCUAAUUAUCAAAACUUUCAUUUCUGAAAAUUCCUGCUAAAGAAUUCCAUCUGUAAGCUUACAUAUAUUUUAUAUAUGUGCUUGUCCUUCUUAUUUGAUCUGCAAUGUUUCCUCAAUUCAUAUGAAUAAAAGUUGCAAAUGUUAAUGCUAAAA